Molecule: messenger RNA, 957 nt
Organism: Cladocopium goreaui
Lineage: Eukaryota; Dinophyceae; Suessiales; Symbiodiniaceae
Source: the annotation of a GenBank genome assembly
GCAGGCUGGCUCGAGGACUUCGACCUCACUUCGCUAUCCUCUGCAGGGGCGGCCUUGGUCGCCACACUGGUUCUCACAGUGCCACAGAGGACACUUGGCACACCAGGAAUUGAGUUCCAAAGACUUUGCAACGUGCGAGACUUUGUGGACACUGCGGUCAGCUUAGGCCGGUCAACUUCGGAAGGAGCUGAGGAAGCACGGCGUCGAGCUCCACAUCGCCUCACUACUCAAUCAGCGGUUGGCCUGAGUGACAGCCAACCUUCUGCCGACACACCGGCUGAGGCCAACGACAUCACCCUGGCACAGGAUAUCGUCGCCGAGGUCUUUGACGCGAUCGCCGAGUCUGACUCUGGGCUUCACCUGUGGACGGACUGCCCUGCCAGCACUGCGCACGAGCUCGAUGCUUGGGAACCUUGGCUGGAGAUGGAGAUGGGCAUGCGAUGGCAUGAGGUGGGCAUAAUCUUGAAGAUUCCUGGGAACAACCGAGAUGAAGAUGCUGUCGAAGAUGAGCAAGAAGCAAAAGAAGCGCCGCCAGCCAAUGCUCAUCAACAUGCUGACCCAGACGAAAGGUUCCAGCACAAAGCUGCGAAGGAACUAUUUCACAGCAGCAUCUACCAGGUGCACUGGAAAGAGGACAGCGACCGUGACAAGGUGGUGAGUUCGGUCCUGACGGCGGUGCAUAAGAUGGGCCACCCAGAUCGCUGCCCUGCACGGAGGAUGCACCUGCGAGGAUGCACCUGCGGACUCUCGAAAUUGGCCACCACCUCAAGCCUUUGCACCUCCAAGAAGGCAAUGCCCUUCGGAAAAGGAGCGCUGCGCGGCGCUGCACAGGCCAAGGCAAAAGCCAACCCUGGCCCUUCAGAUGACCAGCAGCCAAAGGCUAAAGCAGCUGCCAAGCGGGCAGCCAGGUUUUGGCCCCGAUACGGCCCCGAUACGGUCCGAUACGGCCCCGAUACG